Molecule: messenger RNA, 965 nt
Organism: Rotaria sp. Silwood2
Lineage: Eukaryota; Metazoa; Rotifera; Eurotatoria; Philodinida; Philodinidae
Source: the annotation of a GenBank genome assembly
CUGAUAUAUUAAAUAGUUUAGGAAAAGUUUAUUGUGAUCAAGGAUAUUAUGAUCGAGCAUUAACAUGUUAUCAAAAGGCAUUUGCUAUCAGUGAAAUUAAUUAUACAAAUGAUCAUUUACAAAAAGCUCAAACAAUUGAAAAUAUUGGAUUAUUAUAUAAAACCAAUGGAAUGUUAGAAAAAGCUCUUGAUGAACUUUUAAAAGCACUUGAUAUGUAUAAUAGAAUUUAUUCUAAUAAACAUCAUGAUAUAGCUCGAUGUUUUGGUCAUAUUGGACUUGUUUAUGAAGCUAGUAAUGAUUUAGAUUCUGCACUUAAUUAUUUUACUAAACAAUUAAAUAUGGAUGAAAACUGUUUAUCAGAUGAUCAUAAAAAUAUUCUAAUUGAUAUUCAAUGGAUUAUUGAUAUUUAUAAAAAGAGAGAAGAAUUUAAAAAAGCAUUUCAAUUUUGUCAAAAAAAAUUUCAAGAAAAAAAGACUUCACUUGGAGAAAAUCAUUCAAUGACAUUAGCUAUCUUUAUGAUAAUGAUCGAUCUAUGUGAUAAUCCUAUGGAUAAAAGUAAUUAUUAUAAAAAAGCUUUAUCUUUAUAUGAAAAUUUAAUACCAUCUGACCCAUAUGCAACUAUUAAAUGUCUGGAUACAAUGAUUAAUUUUUAUUUGAAGAGUAAUGAAGUUCAAGAAGCAUUGAACUAUCAAAUUAAAAUGAUUGAUCUUGAACGACAAUUAGUAAUAGAUGAUCAUAUUAAUCUUGCUUUGUCAUUAGAAAGAUUAGGAAAAAUUUAUGAAACUUUAUCAAAAACAGGUGAAGCAAAAAAAUGUUAUAGAGAAAGUAAAAUUAUAAUUGAAAAACAUGAAAAUAAUCAUAUCAAUAUGGGUUCUUCUCAUAUGAAUCAUUCUGUUGAUUCAAAUUUACAUCAUCAUCUAGGAGAAUCAAAUUUUACAAAAAGUAGAAUAUGUGUUUUACUAUAA